Messenger RNA from Lycium barbarum (goji berry), 2255 nucleotides. Its product is annotated as probable inactive purple acid phosphatase 2. The transcript has 2 exons. Bases 30 to 1979 code for a protein of 649 amino acids. The record is from RefSeq and is a predicted model, not a curated record. Gene Ontology annotation, molecular function: metal ion binding; acid phosphatase activity. NCBI's taxonomy places the organism in Eukaryota, Viridiplantae, Streptophyta, Magnoliopsida, Solanales, Solanaceae.
ACGGAAACUCUACUACUCUAUCCCAUCUAAUGAAUAUGAUCUCUUUUCUCACCUUCUUCUUUCUAAUUUUGAACUUCUUUUCUUUAUCAUUAUCAUCUUUAAUUUCCAUUUCUGUAACCCCAAAAACCUUAUCAAAAUCAGGUGAUCUCAUCACAAUUAAAUGGACUAAUAUACCCUCACCUUCUAAACUGGAUUUCUUAGGAAUUUACUCACCACCCAACUCAACCCACAACAAUUUCAUUGGUUACAUUUUCCUUUCAACCCGACCCGAAUGGGAAUCCGGGUCAGGCUCCAUUUCCAUCCCAUUAAUCAACUUACGAUCUGAAUAUCAGUUCCGGAUCUUUAAAUGGACUGAACAUGAAGUCGACCCGGAAUUAAUGGAUGAAGACCACAACCCAUUACCUCAAACAAAACAUCUCUUAGCAGAGUCCGAGGUUGUCGGGUUUGAACCGGGUCGGGGACCUGAACAGGUUCAUUUGAGUCUUACGGGUCGGGAAAAUGAGAUGAGGGUUAUGUUUGUGACGAGUGAUGGAGAAGAGAGUUAUGUGAGGUAUGGGUCGGGUCGGGUUGAGUUGGGUCGGGUUGUGGGGACACGGGUUGGGAGGUAUGAGAAGGAAGAUAUGUGUGAUGGUCCAGCUAAUAGUAGUGUUGGUUGGAGAGAUCCUGGGUAUGUACAUGAUGGUGUUAUGGUUAAUUUGGAAAAGGGAAAGAAGUAUUAUUAUCAGGUUGGCAGUGAUUCAGGGGGCUGGAGCCCCGUUUACAGCUUUGUGUCACAAAAUGGAGACUCGGGUGAAACAUUUGCUUUCUUGUUUGGAGACAUGGGGACUGCUACACCAUACAAUACAUUUCUUCGUACACAGGACGAAAGUAUAUCAACCAUUAAGUGGAUUAGCCGUGAUAUUGAAGCUCUUGGUAAUAAGCCUGCCCUUAUCUCACAUAUUGGAGAUAUCAGCUAUGCAAGAGGAUACUCUUGGUUGUGGGACAACUUUUUUUCUCAGAUAGAACCUGUUGCUUCCAGAGUUCCAUAUCAUGUAUGCAUUGGAAACCAUGAAUAUGAUUGGCCACUUCAACCUUGGAAGCCUGAUUGGUCAAGCUAUGGGACAGACGGGGGAGGUGAAUGUGGUGUACCGUACAGUUAUAAGUUCCAUAUGCCAGGAAACUCUUCAGAGCCGACGGGAAUGCGUGCUCCUGCAACUCAGAAUCUUUAUUACUCAUUUGAUUCUGGGCCUGUUCACUUUGUCUAUAUGUCAACUGAAACCAAUUUCCUUCCAGGUAGUAAACAGUUCGACUUUUUAAAGCAUGACUUGGAAUCAGUUGAUCGAGUAAAAACUCCGUUUGUCGUCUUUCAGGGGCACAGACCAAUGUACACGACAAGUAGUGGAAAAAAAGAUGUCCCUUUGAGGAAGAGAAUGGUACAUUAUUUGGAACCUCUUCUUGUGAAGAACAAUGUGAAUCUUGUAUUGUGGGGGCAUGUACAUAGGUAUGAGAGAUUUUGCCCUUUGAAUAACUUCACAUGUGGAAGCUCGGGCUUGAAUGGGGAGGAGCAGAGGGCUUUUCCUGUGCAAAUUGUGAUUGGGAUGGGUGGACAGGACUGGCAGCCUAUAUGGGAGCCAAGAGUGGACCACCCUAGUGAUCCUAUUUACCCACAGCCUCUUCAAUCUCUGUACCGCGGGGGUGAAUUUGGAUACAUGAGAAUGCAUGCCACAAAGGAAAAGCUUACACUUUCUUAUGUAGGAAACCAUGACGGGGAUGUGCAUGAUAUGGUUGAGAUCCUAUCUUCAGGACAAGUUCCAAGUGGUGGUAUAUAUGAUGGUCCUGGGGCCACAGAAGAGAUGGAGUCUAUGCUUUCAUGGUAUGUAAAGGUUGGAAGUGUGCUAAUGCUUGGAGCUUUUAUCGGUUACAUAGUGGGAUUCGUAUCUCAUGCCCGGAAAAAUGCUGCUGGUAAAGGCUGGAGACGUAUAAAAACUGAGGAAAUAUGAACACCUGCUUCUUCACAUUGUGAAAUUUAGCAAUACCUGUUUCCAGAUGGAAAAUCCAUAGUGAAGAUGAUCUUCACCUAGUCACAGUAAGAUAAAGAGAGUGCUUGCUUAAUAAAUGUGACCUGCAUUUUGCACUAGUGCUGUAAAUAUAUAGAAAUUCUGUUGCAUUUGUUCUGUGAGAAGUAAUGUGGGAAUAAUCAUGUGUUAGUGAGAUACCUCUAUUUAUGCUGUUAAUUAAUGGCGUUUACAUAGCAUAUUAUAUGGGCUGGUUUACAA